CGCCGCCGCGGCGGCGGGGCCGGGCGGGGCGGGGGGCGCGGCCACAUAAAGGGCCCCGAGCACGGCCCGGCCCCGUAUUGCCUCCACACCGCCACACGGAACGGACCGGAAUAGCACCGCACCGGGGCUGCAGUUCAAGAUGUCUAAAAAAAUCCGUGGAGGCUCCGUUGUGGAGAUGCAAGGAGAUGAAAUGACACGGGUCAUCUGGGAACUGAUUAAAGAAAAGCUGAUUUUUCCUUAUGUAGAUCUGGAUUUGCACAGCUAUGACUUGGGCAUUGAGCAUCGUGAUGCUACAAGUGAUAAAGUAACUGUGGAAGCUGCUGAAGCCAUAAAGAAAUACAACGUUGGCAUAAAGUGUGCAACCAUCACUCCUGAUGAGAAGAGAGUGGAGGAGUUCAAUUUGAAGCAGAUGUGGAAGUCUCCCAAUGGCACAAUUAGAAACAUCCUAGGUGGCACUGUCUUCAGAGAGGCUAUUAUUUGCAAGAACAUUCCCCGGCUGGUGUCUGGAUGGGUGAAGCCCAUUGUCAUUGGCCGUCACGCUUAUGGGGAUCAAUACAGAGCAACUGAUUUUGUGGUACCUGGGCCUGGAAAAGUAGAGAUGACCUACACUCCCACAGAUGGAGGCAAACCAGUCACAUAUCUGGUCCAUAACUUUGAAAGCUGUGGUGGUGUAGCCAUGGGAAUGUACAAUCUUGACCAGUCUAUCAAAGAUUUUGCUCACAGUUCCUUCCAAAUGGCACUGUCUAAAGGCUGGCCCCUCUACAUGAGCACCAAGAAUACCAUUCUGAAGAAGUAUGAUGGCCGCUUCAAAGACAUCUUCCAAGAGAUCUAUGACAGAGAAUACAAGUCCCAGUUUGAAGCCAAAAAGAUCUGGUAUGAGCACAGGCUCAUUGAUGACAUGGUUGCUCAGGCCCUGAAAUCUGAAGGAGGCUUUGUCUGGGCCUGCAAGAACUAUGAUGGGGAUGUGCAGUCAGACUCUGUUGCACAAGGCUAUGGCUCUCUGGGCAUGAUGACCAGCGUGCUGAUCUGCCCUGAUGGCAAGACUGUUGAAGCAGAAGCUGCUCACGGGACAGUUACUCGUCACUACCGCAUGCAUCAGAAAGGCCAAGAAACCUCCACUAACCCCAUUGCCUCCAUCUUUGCAUGGACAAGAGGCCUCGCUCACAGAGCUAAGCUGGAUAACAACAGUAGCCUCAGGAACUUUGCAGUUGCCCUGGAAGAAGUCUGCAUUGAGACCAUUGAAUCUGGCUUCAUGACAAAGGACCUUGCUGCCUGCAUCAAAGGCCUGCCUAAUGUGACACGCUCUGAUUAUCUGAACACCUUUGAGUUCAUGGACAAGCUUGCUGAAAACUUGAAGCGGAAGCUGGCCUCUAUGCCCAAAGCUUAGGGCUUGGGUUCUACUCAAGCUCCCCCAACAAAGUCUCCCACUUACAUAAGAGUGUAAGUGGCACUGUCUAGUGCUUUGUUGCGCUUCUUUUAGGCUGUCCUUCAGCUUUGGCCCCCUGGUAUUAUCACACUGGCAGAUACUUCCUAUCAGGAUCAUCUUUUUGCCCAAUUACUCAUUUUUCUCUUGAUUUUCUGUCUGAUGCUCUUUCUGCUCACACUUGAGUCCUCUUGCAAAGCAUAGGCAUUGGAGGUCUCUUUCCUCAUGAAAAGUGGAUUUUUUAGACUAGAAUCAUUUGAGGGAACUCUUCAUGACUUGAGAAGUACAAACUGGGGAUUUUAGCAAGCUCUCCAUACUUUGUAUCUCAAACAUAGAUACCUUCUUAACCUUUUGCAUCAAGUCAACACUUUCAAGACUGCAGCUGUGCUGGAUUCACCUCAUAUGUACUUCCAAAGUCUUGGACUCCAGCAGGAGAGUGGGAAUGGUGCUCCACACCACAGUCUCUAUUCUUCCUGUCAAAAGCCCCCUCAUGUGUCCUCUGCCCCUUCUCACAGACUUCAGCCUCACUAGAACAUGUUGCAACUUUUGGCUGAAGAAUCUUCUUUACAUUUUGAGCACACUUUUCAUCUUGAGAUCUAUCAGGAUUACUUUCUGAGUUGUUUUUAAUUGCAGUUGUUUUCUUUUUUCCUGUUCUUGCUUUCUUAACAGUUGUUCUUAUCAGUUUUCAUUUUCCAAUAGGCUCCCUCCAGGGUACAAACAUUCACCCAUGAUUGCUGAAUUUUUACAGACUCACUUCCCCUAGAUGUGAAGCUAUACCAAUAUAUAGAUGAUACUCUAAUAAAAGGAGAUUCCCAUGAAAAGGUGGGAAAAGCAGCAGCAAUAAUGGGAAGCAUUACAUGAAGCAGAAAUUGAAAUUCCACUUGAAAAACGUCAAGGACCAAGUAAAGAAAUAAAAUUUUUGGGUACUAGGUAGAUGCAGGAAAUGCAGUAGGUCCUGCAGUCACUUUAAAGAAAUGAGAACAAAUACAAGUGCCCUCAUCAAAAAGAGAAUUACAAGAGUUAAUGGGAGCUUUAGGAUAUUGGCAAAAACACGUUCCUGGCUUUUCUGUCAUUUCUCGCAUUAGUGGCUCUGUAUUGUGCUUUGCUGUGUAACAUUACAAACACUAGACAAAAAUGAACAUAGACACUUUUAAAACUUUCAAAAAUCAUGUUUUCUGAAACCUUUGAGCUGCUGGGCUAAGCCCGACUUUUGCAGAUGAAUUUGAUAAAAGCUUGGUAUGGGUCUGGAUACCUAAUUUUGUUCACAGCAGACCUGAGGUUUUUCUCUAUGACUUUGAUCUAUGUCUAUCUCUUCCUCUCAGUGUGAAGGCCAGUUUGUGUCAGAACUCUGGUGAAACCAGCAGUGACCUACUGUCCAGCAGACCUUAGAAAUUAAUACCGUCCUCUUCUCUCCAGUACUUCCCAGUGAGUAGAAGUGAGCUCAGAGGGCUAUGCCAGCUCUACUGCAGCCCUCCUAAAUUUAACUUGUAGUGCCAACCAGAGCACAGUAUCCUGAUACCAAGGGAUUUGGUUCCAUUGCUACAGUCAGGACUGUAGCAUUUGAAUAGCACUUAGUAAAUGCUGGAAACAAGCCUUACAGGCUAAGAGCCUACCAAAGCCAUGCUGCAGUGUCUAAAUGCAGGCCAUGCAUUUAGUUAUGCUCCUUCUGACUGGAUGUGAAGCAUAGGAACUGUUAACCUCUUCCCUCACCCCACAAUUCAUAAAGGUGCAAACUCUUCUCCAAUUGUCUGGGCUAUUACUUACCCUUGUUGUCUUACAGCAAGUCAGAUCAUGACUGUGAAAACUUACUCCAUCCAUGGUUGUAUGUUGGGUUUUUUUUAAGGAGUAUUUUUGAUUCAGACUAAAAUAAAAGCCAACUAACAUUCA
Poecile atricapillus (Black-capped chickadee) is the source of this 3310-nucleotide messenger RNA. RefSeq names its product isocitrate dehydrogenase (NADP(+)) 1 (gene IDH1). Bases 140 to 1387 code for a protein of 415 amino acids. The transcript is spliced from 10 exons. Lineage: Eukaryota; Metazoa; Chordata; Aves; Passeriformes; Paridae. The record is from RefSeq and is a predicted model, not a curated record. Gene Ontology annotation, biological process: isocitrate metabolic process. Gene Ontology annotation, cellular component: cytosol; mitochondrion; peroxisome. Gene Ontology annotation, molecular function: magnesium ion binding; NAD binding; isocitrate dehydrogenase (NADP+) activity.